Aphanomyces invadans is the source of this 399-nucleotide messenger RNA. RefSeq lists its product as hypothetical. NCBI's taxonomy places the organism in Eukaryota, Oomycota, Saprolegniomycetes, Saprolegniales, Verrucalvaceae. The record is from RefSeq and is a predicted model, not a curated record. The transcript has 2 exons. Bases 1 to 399 code for a protein of 132 amino acids.
AUGCAGCGGUGCAUCUUCACGGGGUGCCCCAACCAAGUUGUGUCGGACGAUUCCGGCAAAUGCUUGUUCCAUCUCCACCGGAGCAAGUGUGUGACUCCGGGGUGCGCCAACCAGGUCUACGCUCGCAAUCUGUGUGUGCGCCACGGAGACGGAUGUCAAAGCCAAGUGCACUUACAAGGCAAGUGCUUUCGCCAUGGAGGGAACCGCCAGUGCAUUGCCAACGGCUGCGAGGCGAUUGCACGGCUUCGAGGGCUGUGCGCCAGGCAUACACCGAAACCCCCACGCCUGACCAGCCACCACGCGGGCGGGGACUCGUCUCCGGGGACCGCGAGCCUCGCCUCGGUGCACGCCGAAGUGUCGAGAUUGCUGGCGUAUUACUACAACGAUGACGAAACGUGA